GUAACUAAACGAAGUAGAGUAAGAAACGUAAAACAAAGCGUUUGCUUUCACUGUUCCGUGCAUUUCCGUUGAAAAUCGUAGGAAGACAAGCAAGAUGAAGAUGUUUGACAUGAAAUUGGUGAUUCUAUCGAUGCUAGUACUGUUGGUUGGAGUAUUGGCUAGACCGGAGAGCGAGGUGGAACCUCCGGCAGUGAGUCCAAGCGGACCAGCCUCGGAGGGAUCUGAAGUCGGAGGCAAUGUCGAGCCCAGUCCACCACCGGAAGAGACACCUGUAACAGAAGGAGGAGUAAGAAGGAAGAGGAGCAAUAGCGGAGGCUUAACCGAAAUGCUUGCGCUACUUCCCAACGAAGUGGAGGCACUAGGGCAAACUAUUCUUACAUUUAUAGAAAAGUUAUACGGUGAUGUUCAGUCGAAUCCAGUGGAUUUAAUACUCGGCACUCUGCAGGACCUUAAAGAUAACCCACUUAACGACAUACUAACAAAUAUACCGAUAAUUGGGAAUGUCGUGGAACUACUCGAAGGCCUAUUACAGGUCCCCGCUGAUAUACUCGCAAAUGUAUUAAAGGUGGUGGUUUCACUCGUUCAAUCCCUACUCGGAGGUAUACUAGGUAUCACGCCUUCCUCGUCAACCGAGUCAAGUAUGACAACGUUUUCUAGCUAGGCCGUCGUGUGCUCCUAUUAACAUGGCCGAACGCGAUUAAUUAUACGCGUCGCAAUGACGCACGUAUUUAAGCGAAAAAUAAAUGUAACUCGCUGGAA
Molecule: messenger RNA, 759 nt
Organism: Eufriesea mexicana
Lineage: Eukaryota; Metazoa; Arthropoda; Insecta; Hymenoptera; Apidae
Exons: 6
Coding region: 95-661 (188 amino acids)
Source: RefSeq, a predicted model, not a curated record